AUGGCCUCAAUCAAAACUUCAAGCGCUCCGCGCUCCGGCUCCUCGGGCUUAACAAAAUCCUACCUCUUCACCUACAACACCCUCAACCUCCUCGCCUGGGGAACCUGCGUCGUCUACACGGCCUCCCUCCUCCCAGCCCAUGUCUCAAGCAAGACUCUCCCGAAGGUCUUCGGCCAGACCUUUUCCCCGCUACUGCUGGCCACGCAAUCCCUCGCCCUGUUGGAAGUCGUGCACAGCAUUGUAGGCCUCGUGCGCGCACCGUUCAUGACGACUGCCAUGCAAGUUUCUAGCCGGCUGCUGCUGGUGUGGGGGAUUAUGGCUCAGUUUGGUGGGGAGAUUGUUGGUGCUGGGCGGGAUACCCAGCUGGGUGAUUAUGCGUAUCUGGGCUGUGUUUUCGCUUGGGGAAUUACAGAGGUUAUCCGUUAUGGGUUCUUUGCUAUUACGUUGUCUGGGAACUCGGUUCCAAGCUGGUGGACUUGGUUGCGAUACAACACUUUCUACAUUUUCUACCCCAUUGGUAUCUCCAGCGAGUGCACACUUAUCUUCCAGGCCCUUGGUCCUGCUGGCGAGCUGAGCCCGUUUUUCCGCUACCUCUUGAUUGCGAUUCUCGUGAUCUACGUGCCUGGGUCUUAUAUCCUGUACACGCACAUGAUUGCCCAAAGACGCAAGAUCAUGCGCGGCAAGAAGAGAGCUGAUUAA
Penicillium griseofulvum is the source of this 699-nucleotide messenger RNA. RefSeq names its product protein tyrosine phosphatase-like domain-containing protein. Lineage: Eukaryota; Fungi; Ascomycota; Eurotiomycetes; Eurotiales; Aspergillaceae. The coding region runs from base 1 to 699 and encodes 232 amino acids. Gene Ontology annotation, molecular function: 3-hydroxyacyl-CoA dehydratase activity. The record is from RefSeq and is a predicted model, not a curated record. Gene Ontology annotation, cellular component: endoplasmic reticulum membrane. Gene Ontology annotation, biological process: very long-chain fatty acid biosynthetic process; sphingolipid biosynthetic process; fatty acid elongation. The transcript has 3 exons.